GUCAGUCACGUUUCCUAUUCCAGUUUGAGCACACAGACCGAUGAAUUUCUGCGUAGUAUCCGUCCAAGUAAUUUUGGUUGUAAUUUUCCUAGUGCAAUGUCAAUAUGGUUUUGCGCAGGUGGAAGCAGAUUCACAAGGAUCACAAGGCGUUGCAAAUUUGGUCAAUAGCUUAGAAAAAAAAGUAAAUAUUCAGGAAUUGAUGAACGAGCUUUACGGAAAAGAUAAAAAGACAGAAAACAAGUCUGUAGAAUUCCCUACAAGAAUAAUUGAACAUGCCACUGGAACUUUACCAAAUACUAAUGAUAUCAAUGAAGAAGUCGAUUUUACUGAAUUGGUAAAUAGUCAAGAACUGGCAGAACUUUAUACCGCGACCUCGUUUGAAACCCGCGCCAGUGAAGUCACUAGUGAUGAAGCUAACGCUGAACCUGACACUGAAAUGGUUACAAACGUACAACAGAAACCUAAAAGGAAGAAAAGGAUUAAGAAACGCAAGAAAAAUCGCAGAAAAAAACAUUCGCCUGCGAUCCAGGAGCUAAAAACAGUAACGAGUUCAGAAGUAGAAAAGGCAGAAUUUGGGAAAAAUAAAAUUAUGAGGAAAUACCAUAAUAAACCACAUCGCAAUAUACGCAAAAGGAAGUUUGUAAAGACAGCAAUUAAAGAUGUAAAUACUAAUUCUGAUUCAGACGAAGCUAAAGCAAAGCCGGUGGACAUAAUUGUACAUAUUAAAAUGAACGAUUAG
Messenger RNA from Spodoptera litura, 739 nucleotides. RefSeq lists its product as uncharacterized. The record is from RefSeq and is a predicted model, not a curated record. NCBI's taxonomy places the organism in Eukaryota, Metazoa, Arthropoda, Insecta, Lepidoptera, Noctuidae.